Epinephelus lanceolatus (giant grouper) is the source of this 5255-nucleotide messenger RNA. RefSeq names its product golgi membrane protein 1 (gene golm1). Lineage: Eukaryota; Metazoa; Chordata; Actinopteri; Perciformes; Serranidae. Gene Ontology annotation, cellular component: Golgi apparatus. The record is from RefSeq and is a predicted model, not a curated record.
CACAGUGGGACUCUGCUGUUUGUAUGGCAAAGAUGGAUACAAGCUAACUGCCAAGCUGUAAUGUGCUGUUAAUAGCUGGAGAAACGCGGCCAGGUUGUCAAAUAUAUGUCCGAGUAUCACUCAAUAUACUGGACUCAACAUUAAUUUCCUGUUUUGCGACUCUCGAGUCUACCGGUUUGUAGACAGCUAUGGGUGGGCUGGGAAAUGGACGUCGAGGAGGAAGAUCACCCCCUCUAAUGAUUGGUGCCCUAAUUGCCUGUAUCCUCGUUCUGGGCUUUAACUACUGGGUGUCAAGCUCCCGCAACCUGGAACUACAGACUAAGCUGUAUGAGUUAGAAGGCCAGGUGCGCCGUGGGGCAGCAGAGCGAGGGGUAGUUGAGAUGAAGAAGACUGAGUUCCAGGAGGAGAUCCAGAGGCAGAAGGAGCAGAUCAGCCACAUAGAAAGCCUCUUCAAGAGACAGCUGGAAGGAUCUCAGAACACCUGCAGCCAAGAGAAGGGCACACUGCAGCAAAACAUUUCCUCUAGUACCAAAACCAUACAGGAACUCAAAGGUCAGUUGAAUCAGCUGAAUGACGACCUGGGGAUGCUUCAGAAGGAGCUGCAGAGUUGCCAAGGCAACAUCAAAACCCUCAACAACAAACUCACUUAUGACAUGACCCACUGUCACUCCCAGGUUCUUUCCCAGAAGGAGUUGUGUGAUGAGAGAGUGGCAGCUGCUAAACUUGAAGUACAGAAGAAAAUGGAGAAGCUUAUCCCUCCUCCAGGUGCCUCCUCACAGCAGGAAAAUGCAGUGGAUGGACCAGCAAAAGACGAUGGACCAGUCAUGACUGUGGCUGAUGCUGUGAAGACCGCAACUGUUGUAAGCCACACACCAAGCAUCUCUCAGUCCAAAGGAAAUGAUCCACCCGAGCUACUGACCAAUGACAUCAUUGUGGACAAAGGUCCUGAUGCCCCAGCAUACCUGCCUCCAGAGAAGGAUCUCUCCAAAGUAGAGUCUCAGCCUGUUCCCUCAGCAACUGCAGCCAAGCAGGACAUUUUGUCACCACCAGAGGGAGCUGUUGAAGGAGAGAAGGGUGAGACAGAGACCAGUAAAUCUGUGAAGAAUAACCUGACUGAGGACAACGAGAUGGAAGUGAUGGAUGUUCAUGAAGAGGGUGCUCAGACAGAAGAGGCAGACCCUGGGAUGGAAGGCAUGCUGAUUGGCCGGGCAAAGGCAGACGAGACACCUAAUGGUCAGAAACUUGAGGAUCCAGAUGAAUAUGAAACAGACGAUCAAGUCGUGGGUGGAGUCGAUAUGGAAAAACAACAGCAGAGUAAACUGGCUGAAAAUAUAGACAAGGACAUGGAGGAUGAGCUGGCUGACUAUAACGGAGACGAUGAGAACGAAGGCGAGUUUGAAGCAGACAAACAAGCUGAGCUUGCUCAAAUCUAAGUGCUGGAGCUGGAGAAGGAGCCUGCACACCACAUAAGGAAGCAGGAUCCCUUAUACACCUCAGCACAACCACACCAUACAGGUUAAUGCAGCCCUCCCAACACAGUAAACACAAACAAACCCAGAUGGAAAUCUAUAAGAAAGACUUGUGACAUCACAUUGGGUUAGAUCAUAACCAUUUGUUUCCUGGAAUGUCUUUUAUUUGUCAUCGUAAUUGGAUGCUGUAUAUUUGAUUACAUGUUGUCAGAUAUUUUAUCAGUUGGGAUCAUCACGUUUUAAAUUUUGGAAAUGAAUGAAAAUAUGCAAAUAUCAGCCAGGCAUGUACAUUCACGUUUUGUAUUCAUAUGCAUCUCACUGUAUACAAAAAGCCAUGUGGUGACUGUGCUUACAUUCAUUUCAUUAUGGUGACAUACUUAUCAGUACUUUCACCUGCUUAGUUGUUCGUGUUGUAUGCAAAUUGAACAUCUCAGCGUCCUCAGAAAUCAGUAGAUUUUAAUUAGAUGUGUUGUUCAUGUUCAUACUGUAAUGACUGUAACUAAACAAGAGAAGUGAUGAUAAUGUGCAGACCCUUAUAGGGUAACUGUAUGAGGUGUGAUAUAUUGUAGAAAGUGUAAAUAACCUCAGUGAUCCCAGUGACAGAACUCUACAGCAGCAUCUUAAACGACGCCUUAAGUUCUUCAUGUACGCAGCCUCUCAUAUGAAGGACUCUGAUUUUGGGUUAAUGGCCAGGACGUUUUGCUGUACAACAUGUCUGCCAGUGAUCACAGAUGAGGUUUUCCAUAACUGUAGUAAAUGAAGGAAAUGUGUGGAGGUUCUUGUUAGACAGCCGUAGGGCUGCAGCCAAUGGUUAUUUUCAUUGUUGAUUAUUUUCUCGAUGAAAUCUAUUAGUUGUUUGGUCUAUAAAGUGUCGAUCAGUGUUUCCCAAGGCCCAAGGUAAUGUCCUCAAAUGUCUUGCUUUGUCCACAACCCAAACAUAUUCAGUGUACCGUCACAGACGAGCAAAGAAACCAGAACAUAUUCACGUGUAAAAAGCUGGAAUCAGAGACUUUUUUAAAAUUUUCUUAGAAAAUUACUCAGUUAUUAUUAUUGAUUACCAAAUUAGUUGGUGAUUAAUUUGAUAGUUAACACGUUGCACCUCGAGGCUGCUGAGUCCAAUUGUGUUUUGACAUAGGCAAAAUACAGCCAAACAGGAAAAUAAAAUCAGCUGCUUUUUUGAUUUCCAUGUGACCUAAAAUGCUGUAAAAAAUAAGGCUGGCUUAAGAGACAUGGCGCAUAAUAAACAGGCAAAUUCAUCAUCUGGAUUAUAUGCUGAUGUAACUUUGUCAGGUUUUAAACAUACUAUAUCAUAAUGUCUGUAACUGGACAUAUUUGAUCAAUGGACAAUUUCUAAAGCGUUACUUUGUUUUUUUGCUUUGUCAUGAGGUUGGAUCUGUGCUGUGCUCAUUUGGGAUCAGUUAGAUAGAAAAACAGUUUUAGAUUUUAAUGAACAAAACAUCAGGAUCAUAUUAGUAGAUCAACAAUCCUUUGUAUUUCGACGCAUGCCUUAUCAAUUGUGUGUACACCAGUUUUUCCCUACGGUCAGUUGCCUCUGACACAGUGGAGAUCAGAUGCUCAUGUUUACCAGUUUUAGACCUUUGUGGAUGCUGCCUCUGUUCUGCUGGGUUAAAAUGACUGUAUAGUUUGUGGGAAGGAACUUUCCUUGAAGUGGGAACCAUGUGUUGUGCUUUAGGGUUCCUGCGUACCAGCAGAUGUGAAUCACUCCCUAGCUGUGUUAAACUGUAUUAGUCCAUUCUGCGUCAAGCUGCACUAAUGACUGAACUAAUAUUAGGGAUCAGAAAUAACAACAAAUUAGUACAAUGUUGUGGGGAGAUCUUUUGUUGCCUUGUGUUUUAUACAGGACAGAUGAUACACUUUAUUUUCCAGGUACUUAUUUAUAAGUAGUUACUUUAACUAAAUACCAACAGUUACACAGUAUGUUGUCAUUUUAACUGCCAUAAAUUCCUUAAUGUUUUGACAUAUCAUCAAGAGUCCAUUCCUAAAUCAUGUUGUUUUUCCAACAUCUUCAACCCCACUGUUUCAAGAACGACUACAUAGGUCAUAAUAGUUACAUCACAGCUCUCCGUGACGCUGAAGCUAUGAUGCCUGUGUGUUUCAUACCAAGCAGCGGGUCUUGCUCAUUCUUUCACUUCUCUGCUGAUAAAAGACCAGGAGUUGCUGGAUGAAACACAUCAGGUAAGACUAUGUUACAUCUAUGGAACAUAGCAAAGAUAUCUAGCCAGCAAGCUAGCUGGUGUUGGUGACAUGUAUGUGUGAGAUGAGGGACGUAGUUCACUGAGCGGUUUCACUCAAAACUAAAUGAUACUAUGACAAACCUACGACAAACUAGGACUUUGUUGACCUACAGAAUGACCUUUUUAUUAACAAACGUGCAACUUAUGGCAUAAUUCAAAUGGGAACAAAAAAAUAUUCGUCAUUCACUGUUGACCACUGUACAGUAUGUUUCUGAAAUUAGGUCGAUGGGGGCUACAGAAAAGGUGAGGAACUUCACCUUUCUAUUACAACUGGGCUGCCAGGCAUGAUCCAAUCCCACAGAGCCUAUUUUAUACACAAGCUGCGAUGCUGAGGUUUCCCAACAGCAAAAAAAUCUGACAACAGUUUCUACAAUGAUAAAAUAGAAAAGACCUGUAGAGUUUAAUUUUGAAUGUAAAGGUGCAGCCAUUGAAAAACCUUUGUUUUGACUUAAUAAUGGCAUACAUUAAGAGGCAUUUACAGAAUAUAUAUGGAGCAUUAAGAAUAACAAGAGGAAUAUAGAUUACAGAACCCUAUGAGCAAAAGUAUUUAGGUGUUAUCAAACUUCAUUAAGCUUAUUCAAGUAAACUAUUUAAAACAAAAAUACCUUUUUACACUUAAGACUCACUGAAGAUUCCUUAAGAUGGUAAAGUACAGUCUUUUCAUGUUUAUUUCCUUAUAAAAAAAACUGGAAACUUGACUUUGAUUUGCAAAUUCUUGUUCCUUUUAUUUCACUAGACUUUAACAAGUAACUUUUCCUUUUGAGGAACACAAAUUAAAGGAACAGUUAAUCAAUUCAGUUAUUUCCAAUGAGAGUUGAUAUUAUCAUCUCAAUUUUCAAAUAAUUUCACAUCCUAAAUAGUGUUGAUUAUGUUAACUUAUUUUUUAUUUAUAUUAUGAUCAUAUUAAAUCUGCGCCUGGCCAUAAUGUUUCAAAGUAACUAUAAAAAUACAGGAGUGCUUGUGACAAAUUCAUGGAAACACUUCGACACUCAGAGUGUCCACAGCAGUUAAUGAAUGCGGACACUCAUUUAUAUCAAAGUGUCUUUUGUCUGCCUGUCUGUCUCCCUUUGGUCAGUGUCACAGGGGAAACAUGGUACCAGAUUUGUAUCAUGUCGUUUUAUUUUCAAAGUUGCUGUAAGUUGUUGUGGGUUUUGUUGUCUGACACUGCUGCUUUGUUAUGUCUGAAAGCUUCGUCUGCCUGUUUGUGUAAAAAGUCCCAUUUUUGAACCAGUUCUGUUUACCUGGAGAUGAAAUGUUUUUUGAUUUUUUUUUUUUUUAUAAAUUGGAUUAACUUUUGUUGAUUUCAUUUGAUUGAAUUUUUAUUUUAUUCUUAACUGUUGAACAAAUUUGUGAAAAAUUUAAAUGAUCAUAGACUUUAUUGAUGAUAGAGAAUAAAAAUUGUUUUUAUUAUCACUAUUGAGACAUGGUUUCAUUUGGGAUAUAUUGACCACACCAGAUGCCACUCCUGUCAGCUAAGAACAGGAAACUGAGGCUACAGUUCACACAGGCUCACCAAAACUGGACAAUAGAA